AUGGGUUACUUUUCAGAGGUCUUCGCCUCCUCGUACGGGACCAAGAGGCCCAAGUUCUUCUUUUGGUAUCCGCCGGGGACGACCAAGUCGGACAAGAAGCUUAUGCACAAGAUCGACUUCUUCAUCCUCACCUAUGCCUGCAUGAAUUUUUUCGUCAAGUGGCUUGACCAGGCCAAUCUCAGCAAUGCCUAUGUCAGCGGCAUGAAGGAGGAUUUGCACAUGUACGGAAACGAGUUCAACUUGGCCAAUACCGUGUACAACGUUGGUUCCAUCCUGGGCAGUCUCAUCAGUAACUUGAUCGUCACACGCGUCUCCCCUCGAUAUUGGUUACCUGGCUGCGAGAUUGCGUGGGGUCUCAUCACCAUGGGGACCUACAAGAUUUCAUCUUACAAUCAUUUGUAUCCGCUUCGGUUCUUCUUGGGCCUUUUUGAAGGAUCAUCUUUCGUUGGUAUCCAAUAUGUGCUCGGCUCUUGGUACACAAAGAAGGAAAUCGGCAAGCGAACCGCCAUCUUUACAUGCAGCUCUUAUGUGGGCACGGCUUUUGGUGGCUACAUCCAGAGCGCGGUUCAGGCUACUCUUGCCGGUCGCCAUGGUCUCGAGGCGUGGCGCUGGGUAUUUAUAAUAGACGGCGUCAUUACCGUCGGGACUGCUCUAUACGGCGUCAUCUUCUUUCCCGGGACGCCGGAUACCACGACCGCCUUUUACUUUUCGGCCGAAGAAAAAGCACGAUGCCGGGAAAGGAUGAAAGACGAAGGCGUUGUGAUGCAACAUAAACUGACCUUGAACAUCUUGAAACGCAUUGUCACGUCCUGGCAGUUUUACGUUCUCGCCAUACUCUUUGGUUUCUGGGAAACAACUGUGGGCAAAGUUGGUAACACGGUGUUUCAACUCUGGUUGAAAAACGUCCCCAGCCCAAGCGGCGAGCCAUGGUCCAUCUACAACAUCAACAACAUUCCCACUUCGUUGAACGGGUUCAAUAUUGUGAUGCUGCUGGCAGCCACCUGCUUCAUCGAUGCCACGGGUUGGCGCAUGGGCUACAUCAUGUUCCACCUCGCCAUGCAACUCUUUGGCACAGCGGUCCUUCUCGCUUGGGAUGUGCCUUUCGGUCUUCACAUCGUCGGGUAUCUCUUCGCGGCCUGCGAUGGCCCACUCUCAGCCGUCUACCUCUCGUGGGCCAACAUUCUCACGGCCCAUGAUUCGCAAGUGCGCGCGAUCACUCUGGCGAUGAUGAACGCAUUUGGAACCGCGGUCACCCUCCUGAUACAGCAGUUCCUGUACGAGGUCACCUCUGCACCCAAAUUCCGCAAGGGUUUCGCUGCCAGUCUCGGGUUUUUGAUUGGCAUGCUGGGGUGGGUGUUUGUGGUCCGAUUUUGCGAGUUAUGGACGGUCAAGCAUGCGAGCGACAAGGCCGUCGUCAUCCAAGGCCUCGAAGGCGGGGCCUCAACUGCAGACGAGAUGGAGGAAAAGGGGGCGACAAUCGACACCAGCCCAGUGAGCCCAGUGAAGCAGUAA
Capronia coronata CBS 617.96 is the source of this 1512-nucleotide messenger RNA. RefSeq lists its product as uncharacterized. The transcript is spliced from 6 exons. The record is from RefSeq and is a predicted model, not a curated record. The coding region runs from base 1 to 1512 and encodes 503 amino acids. Lineage: Eukaryota; Fungi; Ascomycota; Eurotiomycetes; Chaetothyriales; Herpotrichiellaceae. Gene Ontology annotation, molecular function: transmembrane transporter activity. Gene Ontology annotation, cellular component: membrane. Gene Ontology annotation, biological process: transmembrane transport.